AUGCCCGUCUCUUCUUACCACUGCCAUAAUCUCCAGUCAGCCACGUCAGAACCGGACUCGGUCGACGCGCUUCUGACCGACGAAGUACAUAACAUGUUCAUGAUCGGCCCCUUCUCCAGCCCACCUUUCCCUUUAGUUAGGAUCAAUCCAAUAGGUAUAGCUACGAGAAAAGAUUCCGGUAAAAAGAGACUCGUCAUCGACUUCUCUUCCCCUCACGGCUCCACCGUCCCGAGCAUUAAUAGCCUCAUCCCCAGCCCGGACUUUUCCAUGUGGUACGCCACAAUCGACCACGCAAUUUCGCUGAUCCGGCUCGCAGGUCAAGGUGCGUGGCUGUCCAAAGCAGACAUUACUAGCGCAUUCAAAGUCCUCCCCACCCACCCCAACUACUGGCAUCUAUUUGGCGUUUCCUGGAAGGGUGCUUAUUAUUUCGCAGUCCGCCUGACUUUCGGGUGUAAAAGCAGCCCAAAAAUUUUCGACUCCUUGUCCGAGGCUCUGUGCUGGAUCCUGAUUAAUAAUUGUAAACUCCCGUACGUCGUUCAUCUACUUGACGACUUCCUCACCGUCACACCUCCGUUCUCUCCGCCCGCCCACGGCCUCACUACCCUGACUGCAGCAUUCUGCGACCUCGGGGUCCCUCUCUCUCCAGAGAAAACGCAGGGUCCCGGCACUUCCCUCGAAUUCCUCGGCAUAACCUUAGAUACUGUUUUACUCCAAGCAUCCCUACCCACAGACAAACUCCACAGGAUUUGUCUCCUCAUCUCCAACUUCCUCCUGGCUCCCCAGUGCACGAAACAGCAGCUGCUUUCCCUGCUGGGCCACCUUAACUACGCCAUCAGUAUCAUUCCCCAAGGCCGGGCCUUCCUGUCGCAUCUCCUUUCCGUAUCCGCCACCAUCCCAUCCCUCCACGGCCAUAUCACCUUGGAUGACAGUUGUCGGAUGGAAUUACAACUGUGGCAUCAUUUCCUGUCAGCUUGGAACUGUGUUUCUUUCUUUUAUAAGGACUAUGUCUCCAGGCCCGGAGAUUUGGACAAAUGCGAACUAUUUCCACUAUAUCCUUGUAGAGAUGUUGAGAUAAUGUCAAUUCCUGUAAAAAGUGAGGUGAAUUGGCCGAUAUUUACUUAA
This is a messenger RNA of Scomber scombrus (Atlantic mackerel), 1122 nucleotides long. RefSeq lists its product as uncharacterized. The record is from RefSeq and is a predicted model, not a curated record. NCBI's taxonomy places the organism in Eukaryota, Metazoa, Chordata, Actinopteri, Scombriformes, Scombridae. Bases 1 to 1122 code for a protein of 373 amino acids. The transcript has a single exon.